AUGACUAUAACUCCACGUACAUCAACUCCAAAUCACUCUCUCUCCCUCACCAAUCUUGAUGAUGCAAUGUACAUGAGGAUUUCUCCCUAUUACCUGUGUUUCUUCAAGAAAUCUUUGGAGAUGGAUUCCUUAAAGUCUUCCUUAUCAAGAGUUUUAGUGGAUUAUUACCCUUUAGCUGGGAGGUUAAGGAAAAGCACCGAGGAUGAGAACAAGUUGGUGAUAGAUUGCAAUGGAGAAGGUGUUUUGUUUGUUGAAGCUUCAAUGGAUAUUACGAUUGAAGAAUUACUCACUUCUUCUAUGAUACCUAAUAGCUCAUGGAACAAGCUCCAUAAUGUGAAAGUUCAAAAUCUAAUAGAUAUUCCUCCUCUUAUAAUCCAGGUGACUAAUCUUCGUUGUGGGGGAAUGAUCUUGUGCGCAUCGAUCAGUCAUAGCUUGUGUGAUGGUAUUGGCGCUUCACAAUUUUUGAAUGCUUGGUCUGAGCUUACUAGAAAACCCUUUAGCAAAAUCCCCGCAAGUAAAAUUCCCUCACCAAAUAUACACAAAAAUCUAACACAUUUCAAUCUUGAAUCAUCUGUCACCAUGCUAUUCAACUUUGGGGAAAACGAGAUUCUAUGCUUAAAGAAACAAUGUAUCACAAUACCAUUCAAACACAUCACAAGCUUCGAAGCUAUAGCAGCACACAUUUGGCGCUCAAGGGUUAAAGCAUGUAAGUUGCCUUCAUCUUGUAUUGUGAAGCUUAUUUUUCCUAUUGAUUUUCGAAAGAAGAUGAAAAUUCCAAAAGGGUACUAUGGGAAUGGAAUUGUGCUGGCUUGUGCAAAGAGCACUGUUAAGGAUUUAGUGGUUGCUAAUAACCUAGACCAUUGUGUGGAGCUUGUGCAACAAGCCAAAGCUAAUGUGAAUGAGGAGUAUGUUAAGUCAGUUAUUGCUAUACAUAAGGACAAAACAAUAAAGCUUGAUAGUUCUAUAAUUUUGAGAAUAACUCAAUGGAGCAAAUUAGGAUUGAUAUAUAUUGAUUUUGGAGAAGGGAAACCUUUGUAUGUGGGUUCUUUGAAUAUGAAAUAUUGGUGCAUGUUUUUGCCGGUUAUUGGUGAUUCUAAUGCAGUUAGAGUGAUUUUAUCAGUGCCUGAGAAUAUUAUGGAAAUGUUUCACCAUUACGUGACUGAUAUAAAGAGUUGGAGAGAAGAAGCAUAAGAAGCUAGAUGGUGAAGUUAAUU
Messenger RNA from Vicia villosa (hairy vetch), 1214 nucleotides. Its product is annotated as alcohol acyltransferase 9-like. Gene Ontology annotation, molecular function: acyltransferase activity, transferring groups other than amino-acyl groups. The record is from RefSeq and is a predicted model, not a curated record. Bases 1 to 1191 code for a protein of 396 amino acids. The transcript has 3 exons. NCBI's taxonomy places the organism in Eukaryota, Viridiplantae, Streptophyta, Magnoliopsida, Fabales, Fabaceae.